Salvia splendens (bonfire salvia) is the source of this 725-nucleotide messenger RNA. RefSeq names its product iron-sulfur assembly protein IscA, chloroplastic. Lineage: Eukaryota; Viridiplantae; Streptophyta; Magnoliopsida; Lamiales; Lamiaceae. The record is from RefSeq and is a predicted model, not a curated record. Gene Ontology annotation, cellular component: chloroplast stroma. Gene Ontology annotation, biological process: iron-sulfur cluster assembly. The coding region runs from base 76 to 612 and encodes 178 amino acids. Gene Ontology annotation, molecular function: protein-macromolecule adaptor activity; iron-sulfur cluster binding. The transcript is spliced from 3 exons.
UUCUCCAUUUUUCUCUUUGGUAGUAUUUGUGGAUUUGUACCUGAAACUUUGAAACUAUCAAUUCUCAGCAGAAACAUGGCUUUCUCUCAAUCUCUGCAACCUCCAUCGCUUGUUCGCUUACACAAAUCUUCAACCCCAGUUCGAUUCUCUUCCCUCCCUUCAUCUUCCUCCUCUCUCUCCUUCCGGUUUUCCCCUUCAUUUCUCAACCGCAAGAAACCCUUUUUGUCAAUUAAGUCGGCCUCUGUGGAAGCUCCCUCAGCAGCUGGGGGACUAGCGCCUGCUAUUGCUUUGACGGACAAGGCACUGACGCACUUAAAUCAAAUGAGAUCUGAGCGCAAUGAAGAUCUUUGCCUCAGGAUUGGGGUCAAACAAGGUGGAUGUUCUGGUAUGUCUUACACUAUGGAGUUCGAGAGCAAAGCAAAUACAAGACCUGAUGAUUCAGUCAUGGAAUAUAAUGGUUUCAAUAUAGUUUGUGAUCCCAAAAGCCUUCUCUUUCUCUUCGGUAUGCAACUAGACUACAGUGAUGCACUCAUCGGGGGAGGUUUUAACUUCAAGAAUCCGAAUGCUACUCAAACCUGCGGGUGUGGUAAAUCAUUUGCUGCGGAGAUGUAAUCUUCUGGUUUCUCGGAAAAAUGAAUAUUCAACAUGUAUACAGCACCAUAGCAAAGACAUUGUAGUUGGAACUUUAUAUGUUGGUAUCAUAUACACAACUGGUUUGAUCUAAA